Messenger RNA from Gigantopelta aegis, 1503 nucleotides. RefSeq names its product protein FAM98A-like. The transcript has 12 exons. The record is from RefSeq and is a predicted model, not a curated record. Gene Ontology annotation, cellular component: tRNA-splicing ligase complex. The coding region runs from base 91 to 1503 and encodes 470 amino acids. NCBI's taxonomy places the organism in Eukaryota, Metazoa, Mollusca, Gastropoda, Neomphalida, Peltospiridae.
UUUCGGUUCACACAGUAAAGCAGAAGAGCUAUUGCUUUUGCUAGAAAGUCAUUUUCAUAAUUUUUAACACUGUUUAACGUAAUUUAAGCAAUGGAAAAUGACAUACUCGACUCUUUGGAAGAUCUUGGGUACACAGGAUCUGGUCUGGAUGAAUCAAGCUUGACGGCUGCUGUGGAAGGGGGUCCCAAGUCCCCUGAGUACACACAGCUGGUGGAAUGGCUCUCACAUCAACUCAAACAGUUCUGUGCACUAGACGAACAUAUCAACGCCGUUUCAAAUGCUGAUGAAUCAUCUAGCUUUCUGCUUGAAGUUAGUGGAUUCCUAAGAGAACUUGGUUGUCCAUAUCCGACACUGAUAGAUGGUCCGAUUAGUCAGCGAAUGAACACACGAGAAAGUAGAUUGCUGUUGUUAGACUUCCUGUGUUCUGAGCUGGCCAGUGUCCGGAUGCUAGCAGUAACACGACCAGGACUUCUCAAAUCGGCUGUCACAAGUCCAGAGUCCGUCUCUGCUCAGGCCGAGAGUGAUGAAGCUUCUCAUUUGAAGAAUAUGUUGAUUGCUCUUGGCUUUCCUAAACCACCAGCAGAUAUAACACCAUUCCAGCUGUUUAGUAAGGUAGAAAGUAAGGUAACAGAAUUAAUGACCAAGCACCCUGAUAUUAUUGGCAAACCAUUACUGAAGGCUCGGUUGUCAGACAAGCAGUGGGAUCAAGUGUUGAAGAUUAACAGCGCCCUCUGUGAGGAAUACAAGAUUCGACGAGACAUGUUGCUCAAACGACUUGACGUCACAAUACAGUCCUUUAAAUGGUCAGAUCAAGGAAAGAGAAAUGAAAAUAAAAUAGCUGAAGUGUACCAACCAAUCAGAAAACAACUGACUGCCAAAACUGAUGUUGAUAUUCCUCAGAUAUUGUCUGCAAGAGAUGACUUAAUUCGGAUUCAGAAAACAGUAAGCGGAGCAGCCAGAGAGAAGACCAAGUGUGCAAUCAAUAAAGUGUUAAUUGGCAAGGUGCCUGAUCGUGGUGGGAGAGCAUAUGAGUUGGAGCCGCCGCCUCCUGAAAUGCCAUCAUUCAUGCAGAGAUCAGCUGCUCCUCAGCGUGGUGGUCAUGGUGACCGUGGCGGUCGUGGGGGCUCAGCGGGUGGACGGGGGCGGGUACAGAGUGGUUGGGAUUCACGUGGCCAAGAUGUUGGACAACAGUGGAAACAAGGGGGUGGUGGAUACAGAUCACAGGGGGGAGGUUAUCAGGGUGGUGAUGCAUUUCAGGGAGGUGGAGGACAUCGGGGAGGGGGAUAUCAGGGAGGAGGAGGUGGAGGCUAUCAAGGAGGGGGUUAUCAAGGUGGAGGUGGAUAUCAGGGAGGGGGAGGGUAUCAGGGAGGAGGAGGAUAUCAGGGAGAGGGAGGGGGAUAUCAGGGAGGGGGAAGAGGUGGUUAUCAAGAUGAUGGUAGAGGUCUUAGUAUGCAGGUGCGUGACCGACUUGAGCAGGGGGUCAAUGUCCACCCGUAUCCCUGA